AGAUAAGGGAGAUUGUAUUGGAGGCUUGCGAAAAGGACCACUACAGCUGAAGUGUAUGAUCAGCCCGGGCCUGAAAAUGAUUGACGCAUGUCAGGGUUUGUUAUAAGCCACCAAAGGGCGUUCAUGCCUCGCCUGAAAUUCGGUUGCGCGUCUCUGGCUCAGCAAAAACUGUCCCCUUUUCUCAAUUCCCACUUCAAACUUUCUCUUAACUGCGAAUCCGCAUCCACUCUUCGCUUCAUUUCUCGAGAUCUUUCCUUUUAACUUCUUCUUUCUUCUAAACGAAUCUCUGUCCUGUGACACGGAAGAGCACCUCUCAAGGUCUUUACCUCUCACCCAUCUUCGUGCCCGAUCACCGCGCCACUCUUCGACCCCCAAACCCAUUCUACGGGACGAUUUAGGACACGUAGCCCUACAUCAAAAAUGGCCGAGGAAGAGAAGAAGAGAUUCCUCGAGGGUAACGAGAUGGAACUGGGAGAGAAGCAAGGAAGAACCUUCAGCAGCCCGCCGUCAUCCUCGACACCCCGUUAUACACCGCACCAUUCGAACAACUGGCAGAAUAAUCCCAUCCUGCCCGUCGUCUGCUACUGCGGUUCUUCAAUCUUGAUGACUGUCUCGAACAAAUACAUCCUUUCGUUCCCCGACUAUAACCUCAACUUUUUUCUUUUGGCUGUUCAGGCCAUUGUCUGCGUCGUGGCUAUUCAAUCCUGCAAGAGUGCCGGGAUCAUCACAUAUCGGGACUUCAAGACUGAUGAGGCAAAGAAAUGGUUUCCCAUUUCUCUCCUUCUCAUCGGCAUGAUUUACACGAGCACAAAGGCCAUUCGAUAUCUCUCAAUUCCUGUCUACACAAUCUUCAAGAACCUGACUAUCAUCUUGAUCGCAUACGGCGAAGUGCUGUGGUUUGGUGGUUCUGUCUCGCCCAUGGCCCUCCUCUCCUUCGGAUUGAUGGUGCUUAGCUCGGUUAUCGCUGCUUGGGCGGACAUCAAGCACGUCCUGGAGUCGCACGGCACGGCAUCUUCUGCUGCUGCUCAGCAAUUGGCAACACUGAAUUCAGGUUAUAUCUGGAUGUUGGCAAAUUGCCUGUCUACUGCCGCGUAUAUUUUGGGCAUGCGCAAGCGCAUCAAGCUCACCAACUUCAAGGAUUUUGACACCAUGUUCUACAACAACUUGUUGACCAUUCCUGUCCUCCUGAUCUCUUCGUUCCUCGCCGAAGACUGGUCUGGGUUGAACUUGUCCAAGAACUUCCCUCCCGAGUCCAGGAAUGGAAUCAUCGGAGCCAUGAUAUUCACUGGUCUAUCAUCCAUCUUCAUCUCAUAUACCUCGGCGUGGUGUGUACGAGCAACCUCUUCGACCACCUACUCAAUGGUUGGCGCACUGAACAAGCUGCCCAUUGCUGUAUCAGGUCUCAUCUUCUUCGAUGCCCCCGUCACGAUCCCCAGUGUCUCGGCCAUCUUUGUUGGUUUCGUCAGCGGUAUUGUGUACGCAGUCGCAAAGGUCAGAGAAUCGGCGAGGCCAAAGACGGGCAUCCUCCCCACAUCGAGCAUCCCUAUGAGCGCAAGCAGCCAGAGCAACCGGGAUAGUUUAAAAGCAUGAUGAGGCCAUUUCAGUGCCUGUGUGGGUUCUCCCUUUUCUGCAGCACUGUGUGUCUUUCACUGGUGACUGUUGUAUUUCAAGCAUUGCGUGGCGCCUGGCUGGGGAUUCUGUAGAGGAUGUGCAACAUUAAUGGCUAUUCAUGAGAGGGUCGAUUAACGAGAAUAGGGAACCUUGAAUUUUCUCCCUCGAUUUAGACUUGUUAGAGUAAAGGUUUCGGAUGGUGUCUUUCUGCGGAGUACUAAUAUUUAUAUCCCUGAGAAAUGAAAUUUGAAAUAACCGCCAUUGUCAUACAUUGUAUACUGUAGAUGGGGG
Exophiala oligosperma is the source of this 1902-nucleotide messenger RNA. RefSeq names its product GDP-mannose transporter 1. Lineage: Eukaryota; Fungi; Ascomycota; Eurotiomycetes; Chaetothyriales; Herpotrichiellaceae. Bases 421 to 1590 code for a protein of 389 amino acids. Gene Ontology annotation, cellular component: Golgi apparatus. The record is from RefSeq and is a predicted model, not a curated record. The transcript has 4 exons. Gene Ontology annotation, molecular function: GDP-mannose transmembrane transporter activity; antiporter activity.